GGGAGGAGGGCAGAGGGCAGGAGAGGAGGAGGAGGAAGGCGGCCAGGAAGAUCUGCCUCCCGCCCCGAGUGGGCCAUGGAGGCCUCGGGGGACGACGGCUGCGGCGGCGACGAAGCGGCCGAGCUCCCCGAGGGGCCGCUAACCUCCACGCCCAAAGAGUCCCUGCCUUCCUCCGAGCCCCCUUCGGAGCCCCCCCGGCGGACUGAUUCAUCAACAUCCUUAAGUAGUAGUAGUGAGAGUUCGGGAGAAGAAUGGCUUAUAAAAGUUUGCUGUCCAGGAGCACGGCAUCGAUAUCGCAGAUAUGCUAAAAACAAAAAACGAAUGCCAUCACAUCAAAAGGCGGGAUUACCAGACAGUUUAGAUGUAGCAGAUGCUUUAACAAAAGCGAGAGAAUGGAUGCCUAUUACAUCUUACAAGGUGCACCCGGGAGUGUCAAAAAAAGAGAGUUUAGAUUUGCAGUGGCUUAUAAGACUUCGUUGUCCAAGGGCCCUAAUGGAAGAGAUGACGCCGGAGGCAAAAGAAUCUCUUCCAACAGCCUCUACAUCCUUAAGCAAAUCACCAAGCAAGACAAGAAGUUCUCCGCCUGAAAAGUAUAAAAUUUCAGAGAAUUGGCUGACUCAGAAACGUUUUUCCAUUGCGCAGGCUCUGGUUAAUGAAAGACAGGAUAUGGGUUCUACUCAAUCCCUAUUGGAUAGAGGAAACUGCUUUGUCAGGGAAGUAGACAGGUAUUUGAAGCACAGCGAUUACUUAGCCUUAAGGAGGAAGGAAAUGCUGUACAAGAAAUGGUUUGAGAAUGUUUCGAAACCACUACACCAGAAAAUUCAGGACAAAAUUGACAAGAAGUCAAGUGAAGAAAUAGAGGAAAGAAAACGAAAACAGCUCUCCCAUUACUUAAACCACUGUAAUAAGAAGGGUGUUGUAUCUUUAGAAAAUUAUAAUCCUUCCUCUUACGAUCCUUUCUUCCUUAAGACUCCAGAUAUUUCGAAGGUAUCAGUUCCGCCUUUAUGCGAUCCAUUGUUAAAGGAAAUACAAGACAGAUACCUUGAAGCCGGCAUUAUCCAGCAAUGUGAGACAGGAAGAAUAUUAUCUGCCAAAGAGAUGAACGAACUCCGUAAGGCUGAGCUGCCAUUGCUUCCCAUGAGCCGACAGCUUAUGAGUCCAAUCGAGUGGCUGAAAAUUCCCGCUAGAUAUAUGGAUAGUGAAAUUCGUCUGAGAAGCCAGCGAAAAAUGGUCCCAACAAGAAACCAAUGUUCUAUGGAUUUCAGAAGCUGGGGCGAUCCAUCCUGGGCUUCAGCAACCAAAAGAAGGAUAUCUGUCAGGAAACCAGACUGUGGCCGUGCACCCACUCCUAUGACAAAACAAAUACUGCUUGGUUCAUCGGGUCGGAAACCACCAAUAAAAUCCGCUUCCUAAU
Molecule: messenger RNA, 1414 nt
Organism: Anolis sagrei ordinatus
Lineage: Eukaryota; Metazoa; Chordata; Lepidosauria; Squamata; Anolidae
Product: protein FAM228B-like
Source: RefSeq, a predicted model, not a curated record